AAAGUGAAACUGAACGGUAGACUACCUUGUACAAAAGUAAAGAGACCGCAUUUGAGAAAGAGAGCGAUGGAGGACGAUUUCCCUUUCCCUCUCCGGGUGGAAGGCGACUGGGACGCGAGUAUCCCCAAAUUAAAAAACAAGCUUAACAUUUACUUUCAAAGUAGAAAGGCCAACGGCGGUGACUGUUCGGUAGAAUACGAAUCAUCAGAUGGACAGAGAGCGGUCGUCUGGUUCAAGACUGAAGAAGUAAGACAGAGAGUUCUAAACAAACAAGGACACGAAUUGAAACUUGGACGAGGACUGCUAAAGCUGACCGUCAGACUGCCGCAAUCUGAAGAGACGAGCAGCAAUUUCCCAGAAACAUCAGAUGAAAUCUCAUCAAUUCCUCCUGCUGAUCCACCAGCAGAUGAAAAGGGACCCUCCGCCCCGACUCAGGGGGAGACCAAGGAGGUGGUGGCAGCACAAGAGGAGAAGGAGGCAGAGGAAGAGCUGCAGACGGUCUCCGUGUUGCUGGAAAAUAUCCCAGAGAAAAUGAACAGCACGAUGAUAGAGCUGCUGGUGGAGAACAUUAGUGACACCUCUAUGGAACGGGGGGACUUCAGCCUGGAAAUCAUGCCUGACAUCAGUGUGGCAGUGGUGUCCUUUAAGGAGAGCAAACACACGUCUACCUUCCUUUCAGAGGGCCCAAGGAACAAGCUGUUUAUGAAGAAUAAAUUAUCUGCCAGAGCCCUCGAAGUUACAAAGACUGUGAAAGUUGACAACAUACCUCCCAGUGUCAGCAAUGAUUACCUUAGGCUCUACUUUAAAAUGGAAGGAAAGGAAGAAGUAGAAGAUGUAAAACAAUUGGAAGAUGAGGAGUGCACUGCAUUUAUAACUUUCAGACAUCAUAAAGGUGUGAACCAAGUAACAAAAAAAAUCCUUUGCAUUAACGGAAUGCGUAUCGGAGUGUAUCCAUAUUACGAAUCCCUGGGAACAGCUCUGUACGGGAAAGAGAGACCCACAUUGAAGUUACCAGAUUCUUUUACUGAAAGCAUGGAUUCUGCUGUGUGGAAAUUCCUGCAAGACAAACAGCUGGUUGAAGAGAUCAACGAAGUAAUGGCCGGGAAUUUCUGCAAAGUGGAUCUCCAGAGUUCUGAGGUGCUCAUUAGCCCCCUGCGGUCCCUGCUGAAGAAGAAGGGCUUGACGGCUAAGGACAUCAACCACUGGAAGGAGAAAGCCAAUGCAACCUUUCACCUCGCCAUCUCCAAGUUCCAGUCCUUUGACUGCAAGGUUAUGCCUGCCGUGUGGGAGGAAUCAGAAACGGAGAUCCGCAGGGCCCUGACGGAGGCCGUUGUCAUAGCACCUGACAUGGCUAGAGGGGUAGUAACUCUAGCAGGCCUGGCCGAGGAUGUCAACAAGGUCAAGGAUGUACUGGAGGGCAUUGUAGGUACAGCCACCAGAAGGCUGGAGAGGGAGAGAGACAGCAUCACAGCGGAGGCCUCUGUGGCUCCUUCUCUCUACCACAUCUUGCAACAAGACAGACUACCUCAGAAGCUUGCCACUGACUACCCGGAGCUGAAGAUGACCUACAGCCCUGCCGACCAGAAGGUGAUCCUCUGUGGAUUGUCCGCCGAGGUGUAUGCUGCCAAGAUCAAGGUUCUGGAGCAAGUCAUGGCCAUGAAACGGAAGAUGGUGGAGGUCGACGAGGACGUGCUCGCCUUCCUGUCCGAGGCAGACAAAGAGCAACUAUGCAACUGUUUAUUUACGGAGGAGGGGAUCAAGGCUACGUACGACACAUGUGACAGAAGAGUCCAGCUUUUGGGGGGAACAGACCAGGCCCUCUGUGAUGCGGAGAAGCAGCUAAAGACGACUUUGAGUUCGUACAGCAUAGAGGUGGAAGACGAGACUGUGCUGAGUAAACCAGAAUGGCAGAACUUAGUCACCCGUUUAAAGGAAUCCUUCAACUCCCCUGUAAAGAGAGUGAAAGUCAGGAGAACUGGCUAUGACACCAAACAAGAAGUAAUAGUGUCUGGCUUUCAAGGCGCGGUUAAUUUAGUGCAGCAAGAAUUGUUUAAUUUCAUUUCCAAUAACACAAUAAUUGAAUUUACUUUGGAUGUUAAAUCAAGGGCUACAUUAAAAUUUAUUCAAGACUGGAAGAAAGAAAGCUGGUCAGAGGCUGUUAAAAGAGAUGUACAAGUUAACUUUAAUUAUGAGACCAGAAGCCCAAACAUCUGGCUGCGUGGCUCCAGAGCUCAUAUGGCAGAUGUCAAGAAUUUACUUCAGAACACGAUUUCCUCUGUUCAUUUUGAUACCUUAAAAAUAGCCAAGCCUGGGGCAAAAAAGUUUUUCAAGGAAAAGUGGGAGUUUGUGGAGAAUGCAGCUGCCAAGACUGGGUGUCUGAUUCAACUGGUGGAGGAUGACCCAGAAGACGAAUCUUCCAACGAUGAUGAUGAUGGUCAAGACAUGGGAGAUGCUAUGCAGAAGACCAUGCCUCCGGCCAGGCUUGCAGUUGGAGACAAGCAGCUUGGAAAAGUGCAGGCUAGCACAAGCCAAGACAGGACGCAAACCAGAGAGGGGCUGACCAUUAUCCUGUCAAAAGGGAAUAUCCAGGAUGCAUCAACAGAUGUGGUUGUGAACAUCUUGGGAGAGAGCCUCAGCCUGGACUCCGGCAAUGUUUCCAGGGCAAUCCUCCAUGCAGCCGGAGAGGAGCUCCAGACCCUGCUUCAGGCAGAGGUGGCCGGAAGCAAGCCUGCGACAGGAGCGGUCCUCGUCACCAAAGGCUGCAACCUGAAGAGUAAAAAUGUCUUCCAUGCCCUCGCCCCGCACUGGGACAAAGGGAAGGGCAAGACAGACCAGGUACUGGAACGCAUUGUUGAGCAAUGUCUGGAGAAGGCGGAGGAGCUCCAGCAAAGAUCCAUCGCUUUCCCGGCCAUUGGCAGUGGAAACCUGGGUUUUCCCAAGGACUUUGUGGCCUCCAUGUUGCUGGGGCAGGUAGUCAGCUUCAGCAGCAAGACGAACCUCAAGCACCUGCAGGAGGUGGUGAUUGUCCUUCACCCCAGCGAUGCUCAGACUUCUCAGGCCUUCUACACUGAAUUUAGUAAGAGGUUCGCAGGCAUCUCUUCGAGCCUGAGCCAGCCAGCAAAUCCAGCCACAGCACCCACACAGCCUGGAAAAGCUCUCUUUUCAAAGGUCACCGGUAUAGCCCAAGGACACGAGAUGAGAGUGGGAGGAGUGCUGCUCCAGGUUGUCACAGGUGACAUCACUGCAGAGACCAGCGAUGUCAUUGUUAACUCCUCCAAUGCCGACUUCUCCCUCAGAUCAGGUGUCUCAAAGGCAAUUUUGGAUGCAGCUGGUCCAACCGUCGAUGCAGAGUGCAAGCAACUCGGUGCUCAGGCCAACAAAGACAUGAUAAUGACUCAGCCAGGCAACCUCAAGAGCAAGAAGAUCAUCCACAUCGUAGGCCAGACCGAUGUCGCCAAGAUCAUCGGGUCUGUCAAGGCCGUCCUCCAGAUGUGUGCUCAGCACAAGUUCACCUCGGUUUCCUUCCCUGCCCUCGGAACAGGUCAGGGAGGAGUUGGCCCCUCCCAGGUGGCCGAUGCCAUGCUGGACGCCGUUGAGGAAGUGGUCAAGCAGGACCCUGCCAUGUCUUUGCGGCUGGUCAGGCUGGUCAUCUUCCAGACGCCCAUGCUGACCCACUUCCACAGCAGCAUGCAGAAGAGAGAGAGCAUGGGAAUACAACCCCAGGCUCCAAAAGGCGUAAUCAGCAAGCUUGCAAUGUUCUUCAAAAGUGGUAAACAGGAGGGCAAGAAAAUAUUCAAGACUUUCAGACUUGAGGGAAAGACGCUUGAAGCGGCAAUCUUCCACCUGUGCGGGGACUCGCAGGCUAGUGUGGAUCAGGGCAAGCGCUGGAUCCAGGAAUUGUUCCACAAAGAGCUGGCCUUCGAGAGGAUCACAGACGAGGCUAUCCUUCACCUCUCGGAUGAGGACAAGAAGAAGAUCCAGGACCUGCAGCAGCAGCUGCAGGUAAGCCUGAAACUAGAAGAGGGGGACCCAGAGGCUACCAUCAUUGUAGAGGGGCUCAGUCGCGAUGUCUUAAAGGCCGGGGGGAAGAUCCGGUGCAUGCUGAAGACGGCUCGGGAUCAGCAGACCCAGAACAGGGAUGCAGACCUCCUCUGUAACCUGGUGGAGUGGCAGUACCAGCAAGGGGGCCAGUAUGUCGCCUUCGACAAGCUUGUGAACCUCCAUCUAGAGCGGGCUAUGCAAAACCAGAAGCCAGAAGUCAAGAUCGAGAUCGAACGGCAGCCCUACAAAGUCUCCCUGCCCAACGGGCCUGCCGUGGACAGCGGGGGCAAACCGCUCCAAAUAAAACGCGUGGACAAGCAAGAAGAACAAGACACACGCAAACUCCCAGAACACUGGAGUGCCAUGAAGGCAGACCAGCCGUGCCUGACCACUCCUCUACAACCUGGAGACGCAGAGUACAAAGAAGUGCUUAACUUGUUUCAAGCCACAUGUAAAAAUCCAGUUUCAAAGAUUGAAAGGGUGCAGAACCCCUGCCUGUGGAUGAACUACCAGAUCUUAAAGCAAACCAUGAAUCAGACCAACGGACACCAGAAUAACGAGAAAAGGCUGUUCCAUGGAACCAGCGAGCCCACCAUCCAGCACAUCAACCACCGCGGCUUCAACCGCAGCUACGCGGGGAAAAACGCUGCGGCCUUUGGGAACGGAACUUAUUUUGCAGUUGGAGCCAACUACUCGGCUCAGAACACAUACUCGGUGCCUGAUGCCCAGGGGCAGAAGUAUAUGUACCUCUGCAGAGUGUUGACUGGGGAUUUUACAAAUGGGCGCAGUGGAAUGAUUGUACCUCCACCCAAAAGCAAUGCUUCCCAUGUCCUCUACAACAGCGUGACCGACAACGCUGCCUCCAUGUUCAUCAUCUUCAACGACAUCCAGGCCUAUCCAGAGUACUUGAUCACUUUCCGCUAGAUCCUUCCUCCUUUAGCAACUGUCCUAUUACCAAAACUUACUGUGCACCGCCAUUGCCUUUUCCAAUGCUCUGAUACUUUACAAUCCUUGUAAAAAAUUAUACUGAAUAAAAAGCAUAAUAUCAUAAAUGUGAAAAAAAAAAAAAUACUUUACUCCACUUUACUUUACUCCAUACUUCAUGAAUAAAUUUGGAUGUUAUGGGGGGGGUACAUUUAACCAAAUGACACGUCACUGAGAUCGCAUAUUUAUACCUUUGUAUUUGUAUGAAUACAGUCUCAGAAUUUAAAUGUUAAUGAUCUUAAUGGUAAAUUUUAAAUAAAGGUGUACUUGUUGACCCAAGAACAGUUUGGGUCACAUUUUUUCUUUGACAGAAUAAAAUGUUCCACUCCA
Messenger RNA from Conger conger (European conger), 5355 nucleotides. It is a transcript of the gene parp14rs1, whose product is annotated as poly(ADP-ribose) polymerase family member 14-related sequence 1. Gene Ontology annotation, biological process: negative regulation of gene expression. The record is from RefSeq and is a predicted model, not a curated record. NCBI's taxonomy places the organism in Eukaryota, Metazoa, Chordata, Actinopteri, Anguilliformes, Congridae. The transcript has 17 exons. Gene Ontology annotation, cellular component: nucleus; cytoplasm. The coding region runs from base 67 to 4965 and encodes 1632 amino acids. Gene Ontology annotation, molecular function: RNA binding; NAD+ poly-ADP-ribosyltransferase activity; transcription corepressor activity.